This is a messenger RNA of Aspergillus piperis CBS 112811, 1646 nucleotides long. Its product is annotated as carboxylesterase. The transcript has a single exon. The annotation marks the transcript as partial. Lineage: Eukaryota; Fungi; Ascomycota; Eurotiomycetes; Eurotiales; Aspergillaceae. The record is from RefSeq and is a predicted model, not a curated record.
CCAUGAUCCUGUCCACCCUACUCCUUCUACCGGCUCUAACGGCCGCCAUUGAUGAUCACUUAACUGUCCGCACAAGAACAGGCAAAUUCACAGGCCUUCUCAAUCCAGACUUUCCAUCCGUGCGGGAGUUCCGAUCUAUCCCAUACGCGCAACCCCCGGUAGCCUCACGACGAUGGCUUCCACCCGCGCCUCUCGCCGACUCCGAUGAAACUCACUACGCGACCAACUACCCUCCCUCCUGCGCCCAAUAUGUCUCCGGUAACCCCAGCGUCUUCGGCUCCAUCGUCCCCGAAUUCUACAUAUGGGACGGGAAUGAGAACUCCACCGCUGGCCUAAUGGCCCAAGCCAGCUCCGAAGACUGCCUGCAACUCGCCAUCUGGGCUCCUACCAACGCCACCAACCUCCCUGUCAUCGUCUUCUUCACCGGCGGAGCAUUCAAAACUGGCGGAAUCAACAUCCCCUACCAGCUGCCCCCAUCCUGGGUCUCUCGCACCCAAAGCCACAUCGUAGUAACCACCAACUACCGCGUCAACAUCAUGGGUUUCCCCAACGCCGCCGGCCUGGACAACCAAAACCUCGGAAUCCUUGACCAACGGGCCGCCCUGGAAUGGGUGCACGAAAACAUUCAUAACUUUGGCGGGGAUCCCGAGGCCAUUACCCUCUGGGGCCAAUCCGCCGGCUCCAUCUCCACAGACUUCCACACCUACGCAUGGCACGACGACCUCAUCGCGCGCGCCACAAUUUCCCAAUCCGGCACAGCCCUAAAGCCCCUCGACAACUACGACCACGACCACACGAACUUUACCUUCGUCGCCAAACACAUGGGCUGCGACUUCCCCACCAACCCGGCCGCUGAACUUGACUGCAUGCGCCAAGUCUCCGUCAACCGCAUCCAGAACUUCGUCGGACAGUACACCGACAAUGGCACAACACCAAAAUUAACAUUCACCCCCAUUGCAGACGAAAAGGUCGUCUUCUCAGACUACCCCGCUCGCGCUGCGAAGGGCCUCAUCGCCAACACUCCGGCCAUCAUGUCCAACUGCGCCAACGAGGCCGCAGCGCUAUACACGUUUCCCAUAAACAACGUCACCGCGGGACCAUGGCAGCCUGGUGUGAACGCCGCCACAUUGGAGGGCUGGCUCUGCGUGUCCGCGAACACAAGUAUCGUGCGGUAUAAUGCGAAUCGCACAACGUAUCGGUACCAGUUCGCUGGGAACUUCAGUAACGUGAGUCCGAUGCAUUGGUUGGGGGCGUACCAUUCCAGCGACCUGACGAUGAAUUUCGGGACGUAUCCGAUUGUCCGUGGAAAUGCAACGUUGCUGGAGAAGAAGACGAGCGAAACUAUGCAGGAUUACCUGUUGGCGUUUAUGAGGGAUCCGGAGAACGGGUUGGAGCGGAUGGGGUGGCCAGCUUUUGAGCCGUUCGGGGAGAAUGGUGGACUGAUCAAGCGAUUUGGGGCUGAUGGGCGGCCGGAGCAGAAUGUUACAGGGUUGGAGGUGCAGGGGGCUUGCUGGGGGAAGGAACAGUAUGAUCCGUUUCCAUAAGGAUGAAUAUGUUGUGGGGGUUAGAGGUAAUCCUUCUUUCUUAUUCUUUCUUUGGUCAAGCAAACUGCAGUAUACCGACGGCUAUGUACAUGUAAAGAGAAG